Molecule: messenger RNA, 1855 nt
Organism: Pangasianodon hypophthalmus (striped catfish)
Lineage: Eukaryota; Metazoa; Chordata; Actinopteri; Siluriformes; Pangasiidae
Exons: 9
Coding region: 286-1221 (311 amino acids)
Biological process (GO): phosphatidylethanolamine biosynthetic process
Cellular component (GO): cytoplasm
Molecular function (GO): ethanolamine kinase activity
Source: RefSeq, a predicted model, not a curated record
GGAUCUUCUCUCAAAUGACCAGACAGAUGAACCUUUGCAUCUUGAGGUGUGUUUGGACGAGCUUUCGCCUCACACCGGCAUCAUCGAGCUGCUCAAAACCCUGAGACCACAGUGGAGAGCUGAGGAUAUCCAGCUAAAGGUGCUGAGUCCACAACAGGCCUCCAAGUCACCAUUUAAGCCUGAUUCUGACCGGGAUUACAUGGGUGAACCGGUCACCGAGCAUUUCACCUGCAGAUAACACCCCCUGGCUGGCUCCAGGGGAGGAUCCUACUAAUCCUAAUCCAGAUGUUUACAGAGGGCAUCACAAAUCAGCUUCUGGGCUGCUCGGUGAGCUCGGACUCAGCCGUGGUGUUGGUGCGAGUGUACGGACGAAUGACUGAGCUUUUUAUUGACCGUAAGAAAGAGGUGGAGACGUUGAGGUUGUUGCACUCACAUGGCUGCGGCCCAAGACUCUACUGCAGCUUCCACAACGGCAUCUGCUAUGAGUUCCUGAAGGGCGUUGCGCUGGACGAUGUUCUGCUCCGACAGCCUUCUGUCUACAGACUGGUGGCAGUAGAAAUGGGGAAAAUCCACUCGAUAAAGCCGAAGUGCAGCUCGUCUGUGGAACCUGUGCUGUGGUCAAAGUUGGCUAAUUACCUGAAAUUACUGCAGAACUGCGAUGCAGAAAAUGAUGAUGUGCUACGGCAAGGUUCACAGUUGGACAUUCCCAGCAUGGAGGUGUUAAUCAAUGAGACGGAGGAGCUGAAGAGACAUUUAAACAGAGUGGAGUCUCCGAUAGUGCUGUGUCACAAUGACCUGCUGACCAAAAAUAUCAUCUACAACUCAGAUGAAGGCGUAGUGAAAUUCAUCGACUACGAAUACGCUGACUUUAAUUACCAGGCGUACGACAUCGGAAACCACUUCAAUGAAUUUGCAGGUGUGAAUAAUGUGGAUUACAGUCUGUACCCGAGCCGCGAGCUGCAGUGGGACUGGCUAACAUCUUACCUCCAGAGUGUAAGAAUCAACAACCGAGUCGACUCCCAAAUCACUCAGAGAGAAGUGAACACUCUGUACGUCCAAGUCUGCAAAUUCUCACUGGCGUCUCACCUGUCCUGGGGUCUGUGGGCUCUGUUACAGGCCAAAUACUCCACAAUCAAAUUCAAUUUCUUAAAAUACGCUGCUGCUCGAUUCAGCUUCUACUUUAAGAAGAAGGAGGAAUAUUUAGAAAUGAUGCUUCCUUAAUACCUGAAUUAUUAGCUUCUUAUUCACUUUUCACUUAAUAAAUAAAAAAAAUGAUUUAUUGUUAGCAUCUGUUAAUGUGUAUAUUUAUUUCAAAAGGGGUUUAAAUGAAAAAGUAAAUGUCUGUGGAUAUGUUUAUUUCACACAAAUGUGAUGAGCUCAGGUCACACUGAUCUACUGAGUAAAUAGAAGUAAAUAAAUAGGGGUAUGUGUGUAAGUAAAUAAAUAGGUGUGUGUGUGUCUGUGUGUUAAAUGUUCUUGAAAUCCAUGAAGAGCUCAGUUCUGGAAGAAACAGUGUGGUUUUUUUUCACCAGAGACACAUAGUGCGACGUUUUUUAAGUUUAAAAUAAAAAUAAAAAUCCUGUUAUUGGGGGAAUUAUUGCGUUAUGGGAAGGCGUGUUAAUGCCACGCUGCAGCAGCAGGGGGCGCUCCGGGGCAGCGAGGGGCUGUGAGCAGAGCUGACUUCACAACACGCUGCUACGUCUGAGGUUUUUCUGUCGACCUUGAAAUGUAAAAAUGUAAAAGUAAUAAAAUAAACUCUUUAUCCUAGUCACUGCCCUGAAAAGGAUAAAGUGCUUAUGAAAAAUUACUGAAAAUUACUGAAAAUGUCAGUUUCUGAAAAAAAAAACAGAAUUUA